Messenger RNA from Schizosaccharomyces japonicus yFS275, 1487 nucleotides. Its product is annotated as ribonuclease H Rnh1. NCBI's taxonomy places the organism in Eukaryota, Fungi, Ascomycota, Schizosaccharomycetes, Schizosaccharomycetales, Schizosaccharomycetaceae. The record is from RefSeq and is a predicted model, not a curated record. Bases 152 to 1249 code for a protein of 365 amino acids. The transcript has 2 exons. Gene Ontology annotation, molecular function: RNA-DNA hybrid ribonuclease activity; nucleic acid binding; nuclease activity.
ACCAAUUCAGUGACAGCACAUUUUUCCCUUUUUAGAGACGAAUUGUAUAUUGAUUAAUCGUUUUCUAAGCUGCUGGACUUGAUAAAUACUCAAGAUUGUGUUUGGAUUAUUCAAAGCUUCAUUCUUGAACCGUUUUUAUUACGGUUCAAAAAUGCCGCCUAAAAGUGUUUACUAUGCCGUUGCAAAUGGCAGAACUCCUGGUAUCUACUCGAAUUGGGACGACGCGAAACAACAAGUUACCGGUUACAGCUCCGCUAAGUAUAAGAAAUUCUCUUCUUAUGAAGAAGCUCAAAAUUUCUGCCAACAAGGUAAACAGGCAAUAUAUGGAACAUCUUCCAAUUCCUCCAAUUGUAAUUCUUAUGACACACACAAUGAUCACGCUAUUCGGAACUCUGUCAAAACAUUUAUUGCUCGGAAAAGCAACCCUCCUGUCCUGCAGAAUAAAUUAACGGGUAAUAGAAGUUAUGAAUACGAUGGUUAUAGACGUGCUGAAAAAUUCACUGCGAGAAAAAGCAAUCCGCCAGUUUUUAGAGACGAUAUCCCAGGCUAUAAGGCUUAUGAUCAUAGUGCAAACGGACGUGAAAAAAGAUUCACUGCAAGAAAAAGUGGUAUGCCAGAAUCCAGAAUUGGCUAUGGUAACAACGCGAUUGAGAAAUCAAGUGUACAUACUGCUCGGAAAAGCGAACCUCCAAUAACUACCGGACAUCUUUCUUUCAUACAUGAUCCUUCUCUUCGAGUGCAGUUGUAUGAAACAGAAAACAAAUCAUCUAAUGCCUACAACCCCCACAGUACCACAAAUUCAACUUCCAAUUCUGAUCGGACAACAGUUUACGUUGAUGGAUCUUGCUUAGGAAAUGGAAAACACGGUGCAAGAGCGGGAGUUGGUAUCUACUUUCCCAAUAUGCCUGAAGCUAGUCUAGCAGAACCACUUCCUGGAGAUACUCAUACGAAUAACAGGGCAGAAUUGCAUGCGUUUAUCCGUGCGAUGCAAGUUACAAAGGGAAGUGUUGAUGUUUAUUCCGACAGUCGUUAUGUUAAAGAAUGCUUGGAAAACUGGCAUCGCAAAUGGAUCAAAAAUGGCUGGAAGAGUGCUUCUAAUAAACCGGUAGAAAACCAGGACUUGAUUAAGACGGCUCUUGAGUUGAAAAGGGAUAGGGAUAUUAGUAUUCAUUACGUCCCUGGUCACUCUAAUGUUCCCGGAAAUGAAGCAGCAGAUCGCCUUGCCCGAAUGGGUGCAGGACAGUUAUGAGAUGUACCACUUAUCUGUUUCUCUCGUUUCAAUUACCUAUAGAUUUUACCUUUUUUAUUCAAGGAACUUUAAAAAAUACAAUUUAAUUUGAUACGAACUGCUUCAGACAUAUCAUUUUGUGAAUAUGUCUUAGGAAACCUGCUUGAAUUAGCUCUAAUAUGGUUUCGCUAAGAUAAGCUUAAAUUUCAUGAAGCAUUCAAAUAGAAAUGAAAACGCAAUUGUUGCCCGGGUUCGUGCC